UAAUACAGGGACCCCCAAACCCUUGUUAAGCCCUAGAAGCCCCCCCUCCCCUCUCUCCUUCGCUGAGAUCAAAACCCGCGUCGAUCUAGUUCGCUCUUUCGUCAGUCUCUCUUAAUUCAAAUGGCGAAGCGUCUGAUUCCUGCGCUCAACAGGAUUUUGGUGGAGAAGAUCGCGCCCCCUUCAAAGACCUCAGCUGGGAUCUUGCUUCCCGAGAAAACCGCCAAGCUGAACUCUGGCAAAGUUAUAGCUGUUGGUCCCGGUGCACGCGGUAAAGAUGGGAAUCUCAUCCCUGUUUGUGUGAAGGAAGGAGAUGUUGUUCUUCUACCUGAGUACGGCGGAACUGAAGUGAAACUGGGUGAUAAGGAGUACCAUUUGUUCAGAGAUGAAGAUAUCCUUGGCACGCUUCAUGACUGAUGCAGAAUGCAAAGCCAAUCAGUAGACUGUAAGAGACCAUAAAUGUGUACUUUCAAUAUUUAGGCAGCUGUAGUAUGCUAUUAAACUACUAAAAAAAUGUCAUUUUCUGAUAAUUUUGCUGCAAAGACUUAUGUGACUGCUGAUUGAAUUUGCAAUGAUUGAACUAAAAAGUCUAUUGUCGAAAGAACCAUUGACUUUCUACAAUAUUUUCUUUGUU
Molecule: messenger RNA, 631 nt
Organism: Asparagus officinalis (garden asparagus)
Lineage: Eukaryota; Viridiplantae; Streptophyta; Magnoliopsida; Asparagales; Asparagaceae
Product: 10 kDa chaperonin, mitochondrial-like
Exons: 3
Coding region: 121-414 (97 amino acids)
Cellular component (GO): mitochondrial matrix
Molecular function (GO): ATP binding; protein-folding chaperone binding; metal ion binding
Source: RefSeq, a predicted model, not a curated record